Messenger RNA from Myodes glareolus (Bank vole), 1774 nucleotides. RefSeq names its product Y-box binding protein 3 (gene Ybx3). Gene Ontology annotation, molecular function: nucleic acid binding. Lineage: Eukaryota; Metazoa; Chordata; Mammalia; Rodentia; Cricetidae. The record is from RefSeq and is a predicted model, not a curated record.
AUGGAGAAAAUAAUCAAGCCCAAAUUCGCUAGUAGGAACAUCCUAUCUGGCAGGCAGGCGGCAUGUGACUGCCCCACUCCACCUCUCCAAGAAGCAGGCUCAGAUGAAAGAUGUCUUGUGGAGGGAGAUACCCCUCUGCGAUCUAGCCCAGGAGCCACAUCCCCGGGACCGCCUGCCCGGGGAAAGCCUUACGGAGAACCCAGGGCGCCUUUAAAUGCUAAUGAGCAGCCGCGCCGGCUUUCCCCACCCUCUCCCCCGGGGAGCCCCAGCGGAGACGCAGCCCCCGGGCCCGCCCCGGCCUCGUCAGCCCCCGCGGGCAGCGAGGACGCGGAGAAGAAAGUUCUCGCCACCAAAGUCCUUGGCACUGUCAAAUGGUUCAACGUCAGAAAUGGAUAUGGAUUUAUAAAUCGAAAUGACACCAAAGAAGACGUGUUUGUACACCAGACCGCCAUCAAGAAGAAUAAUCCACGCAAGUAUCUGCGCAGUGUGGGAGAUGGAGAAACUGUUGAGUUUGAUGUGGUUGAAGGAGAAAAGGGUGCUGAAGCAGCAAAUGUGACUGGUCCAGAUGGAGUUCCUGUAGAAGGGAGUCGUUAUGCUGCUGAUCGGCGCCGCUACAGACGCGGCUACUAUGGCAGACGCCGUGGACCUCCCCGUAAUUACGCUGGGGAGGAGGAGGAGGAAGGGAGCGGCAGCAGUGAAGGAUUUGAACCCCCUGCCACUGAUGGGCAGUUCUCUGGGGCCAGGAAUCAGCUGCGCCGUCCCCAGUAUCGCCCUCCAUACCGGCAGCGGCGUUUUCCGCCUUACCACGUGGGACAGACCUUUGACCGUCGCUCACGGGUCUUUCCCCAUCCCAACAGAAUGCAGGCUGGUGAGAUUGGAGAAAUGAAGGACGGAGUCCCUGAGGGAGCACAGCUCCAGGUUCAUCGGAAUCCAACUUACCGCCCAAGGUUCCGCAGGGGACCUGCUCGCCCACGACCUGCCCCUCCUAUUGGAGAGGCUGAAGAUAAAGAGAACCAGCAAGCUGCCAAUGGCCCUAACCAGCCAUCUGCCCGCCGUGGAUUCCGGCGCCCCUACAACUAUCGGCGCCGCCCCCGUCCCCUGAACACUGUUUCACAAGAUGGCAAAGAGACCAAGGCUGGUGAAGCACCAACUGAGAACCCAGCUCCAGCCACCGAGCAGAGCAGUGCCGAGUGACCCUGGCCCCCAGGCACCUUCACCACCAGCAGGGUGACCUUAAGAAUUAAUGACCAUUCAAAAACAAGGCAAAAAGCACACCCACGACCUUACCAACACCAAAGAAACAUCUAAGCAAUAAAAUGGAAGACUAACCAAGAUUUGGACAUUAGAAUGUUUACUAUUCUCUGUGAAACUAACACCUACAAAGGGAAUGGAGCCAGCAAGUGUCCAUCGAGCUGCAUCCCAGGAACCUGCACAGGUGCAGGAGAGCGGCCUCCCCAGUUUCAGCAACCACUAGCUUUAUAUUUUUUUCCCUGGUUUUUACUGUUUUGGUAAUAUGAAUUAAAAGAAGAAAUAUUAAUAUCACAUGGGGAUUGCCCCAACCAAAGAAAUCUGAAAUAUAUAGUAAAUGCUCUUUUUCCUUUGUUGUUCAUUUUGGAUGCUGGUGCUAAACUUCCAAAUGUCAUGAUUUAAGACGAAAAUUUAUGCCCUUAUUUAUUCCUAGGCUGAGGGGAGAAUUUGCUUUCUUACAUAGCUCUCUCUGAAAUGUGCAGUAACAAGUUCCUCAAAAAUAAAAUUUUUACCUUCAAAGGAAAAA